This is a messenger RNA of Homo sapiens (human), 1596 nucleotides long. RefSeq names its product ARF GTPase 4 (gene ARF4). Gene Ontology annotation, biological process: retrograde vesicle-mediated transport, Golgi to endoplasmic reticulum; epidermal growth factor receptor signaling pathway; regulation of synapse organization. Gene Ontology annotation, molecular function: GTPase activity; GTP binding. The record is from RefSeq and is marked reviewed. Gene Ontology annotation, cellular component: Golgi apparatus; glutamatergic synapse; plasma membrane. Bases 205 to 747 code for a protein of 180 amino acids. The transcript has 6 exons. Lineage: Eukaryota; Metazoa; Chordata; Mammalia; Primates; Hominidae.
AGUCGCCUAGCAGGUCCUCUACCGGCUUAUUCCUGUGCCGGAUCUUCAUCGGCACAGGGGCCACUGAGACGUUUCUGCCUCCCUCUUUCUUCCUCCGCUCUUUCUCUUCCCUCUCGUUUAGUUUGCCUGGGAGCUUGAAAGGAGAAAGCACGGGGUCGCCCCAAACCCCUUCUGCUUCUGCCCAUCACAAGUGCCACUACCGCCAUGGGCCUCACUAUCUCCUCCCUCUUCUCCCGACUAUUUGGCAAGAAGCAGAUGCGCAUUUUGAUGGUUGGAUUGGAUGCUGCUGGCAAGACAACCAUUCUGUAUAAACUGAAGUUAGGGGAGAUAGUCACCACCAUUCCUACCAUUGGUUUUAAUGUGGAAACAGUAGAAUAUAAGAACAUUUGUUUCACAGUAUGGGAUGUUGGUGGUCAAGAUAGAAUUAGGCCUCUCUGGAAGCAUUACUUCCAGAAUACCCAGGGUCUUAUUUUUGUGGUAGAUAGCAACGAUCGUGAAAGAAUUCAGGAAGUAGCAGAUGAGCUGCAGAAAAUGCUUCUGGUAGAUGAAUUGAGAGAUGCAGUGCUGCUACUUUUUGCAAACAAACAGGAUUUGCCAAAUGCUAUGGCCAUCAGUGAAAUGACAGAUAAACUAGGGCUUCAGUCUCUUCGUAACAGAACAUGGUAUGUUCAAGCCACUUGUGCAACACAAGGAACUGGUCUGUAUGAAGGACUUGACUGGCUGUCAAAUGAGCUUUCAAAACGUUAAAUGAAAUUGGAUAUCUAACCAAGGACAUGUUUGAUAAAAUUGGUCUAGGCUUGUUACAACAAAAUUAGUUUGUAUCUUGGUUAUUAAACAGUAUCUGGGACUGGUUUGGGCAGAAUAUUAAACUUAUUUUGUUGCCAAUUAUUGUUUACCGAGUAUAAUGUUGCUAUUUAGCAAUGUGCUUGGUUUUAAAGAAAUUCUCCUUGGGAAAAAAGUAUCCUCUUUUAAUUUUACUUCCCAUAAGCGUAAAUGCCUGGACAUAGCUCUUGUGCAACCUUUAAAUAAAUUGUUUUGAGUGUUUUUUGAGCCCCAGACAAAUAAUGUUUUAAAGUUAUCCCCUUGCUACUUUACUGAUACCUUUAUCAUUCCUGAGACAGUUUGCUAAUUUAAAAAUGUAGCAUUCCAUUUGUAUUUAUUUCUCUCCCUUGCCAAAAAGAUUUUCUAAUACUGCUUGUACCAGCCAGAGAAAGAUCCAAAACACUACUCAGCUCUCUUGCACUGAGGAAAUUUUUCCCCCUACAUUGACUCCUGGCCUACAUCAGCCAAACUUAACCUUGGUGGGGUUUGGAUUUGAUAGCCAAUUAGUUCUGUGCUGGUUGCAAAGAAUUGAUAUUUAGAUGGUUUUUAAUACUCAGCAGAUUGUCUUCCUUUAUAUUGUGUCUUUUUUAUGUUGCAUGUUGCUUUUGUUAUCAGCCUGAUUUUUUGCUCAGUAUAUGAUAGUUCUGCUGAUGUUUUGUUUAUUGGGCAGACAUAUCUUCAUUAAGAGUUUUUGGAAAACUCAUCAAAUUCGAUGAAUACAUUUUCUUCAUAACCCAUUUGGAAUUAUUCCUAAUAAAAUGAUAAAAUACGUAA